GGCUGGCUGAAUUGGGCCCCCUUCCCUCCCCUCUUCGCAGUGCCUCACCCCCUGCCCCCAUGGCUGACCACAGCAAUGGGCCCAGAGGUCAAUGGGGGAUUCUCAAAGGGCACCAGAACUGGACUACGCGUUCCAUGGAACGGCACCGGGUUCUAGAAGGCAGUUCUGGAAGGAAACCCAGAGGUCAGUCAAAGCACAAUCAAGGACAGUGCAGCCUUGAAGGGGGGGCUCCUUGUCAGGAGUCCUUCUACAACCCCCCAAAGCCCAAGUUCUGGGAUGAAACCCAGGAAAGCGGGAGAGUGUGCUUCAUGGUUGGCACAGCCAAAGGGGACCACUCCAACUCUGAAGGAUACACCCCCCUCAAUAAUAAUAAUAAUAAUAACUGCAGUAGAGUCUCACUUAUCCAACAUAAAUGGGCCGGCAGAACAUUGGAUAAACAAAUAUGUUGGAUAAUAAGGAGGGAUUAAGAAAAAGCCUAUUAAACAUCAAAUUAGGUUAUGAUUUUACAAAUUAAGCACCAAAACAUCAUGUUAUACAACAAAUUUGACAGAAAAAGUAGUUCAAUACGCAGUAAUGCUAUGUAGUAAUUACUGUAUUUACAAAUUUAGCACCAAAAUAUCACAAUGCACUGAAAACUUUGACUACAAAAAUGCGUUGGAUAAUCCAGAACGUUGGAUAAGUGAGACUAGUGUACCUCAUGUCUACAAAACACACUUAGCACGCUUUCGCCCAGUUGUUUUUAUGAUUUUAUCACUGUAUUUUAAAAUGUUUUAACCAAUUUUUUUGCUAUUUCUAUGUUAAUGUUUAUUCCUUUUGCGCACGGUUUUUGCUGUUUGAUGUGUUUUAUGUUCCUUACUGUAUUUGUUUGGGCUUUUGCCCCAUGUAAGCCGCCCCAAGUCCCUUUGGGGAGAUGGAGGUGGGGUAUAAGAAUAAAGAUUAUUAUUAUUAUUAACCCCCAAACCCCUAGUUCUGGGAUGAAACCCAGGAAAGCGGGAAAGUGUGCUUCAUGGCCGGCACGGCCAAAGGGGCCCAGAGCCCCCCACUCCAACUCUGAAGGAUACACCCCCCCAAUAAUAAUAAUAAUAACUAUUUGUAUCUCACCGCCUAUCUUCCCAAAAGGAAUCGGGGUGGCUUACUAAAGCACUCCAGACUGCAACAUAAAACAGUACAGAAGAAUAAAAACAAUAAACACAUUGUCUCCUAUGUCAAUAUAAUAAUAUAUAUAAUACUAGCAUUAUGCUAUACUAAUAAUAUCAUAUAUUGUAUAUACAGUAGAGUCUCACUUAUCCAACAUAAAUGGGCUGUUGGGCCGGGCUGUGGCGCAGCGGGCUAGUAACCAGCUGCAAUAAAUCACUACUGACCAAGAGGUCAUGAGUUCAAAGCCCGGGUCGGGUUAAGCCCCCGACCAUUAAAUAGCCCAUCUUGCUGUUGACCUAUGCAGCCCCAAAAGACAGUUGCAUCUGUCAAGUAGGGAAAUUUAGGUACGCUUUAUGCCGGAGGCUAAUUUAACUAAUUUACAACACCAUAAAACUGCCAGCAAAACACGAGGAAAGGAAUGAGGAAGUACAACCAUUAGUGGACGGUGAAGCAACAGCUCCCCCUGUGGCCGAAAUCGUGAAGCUGGAAAAAUGUUAAAUGCCUCUGUGUCUGUCUAUACUGUAUGUUGUUUGUCUGUUGGCAUUGAAUGUUUGCCAUAUAUGUGUUCAUUGUAAUCUGUCCUGAGUCCCCUUCGGGGUGAGAAGGGCGGAAUAUAAAUACUGUAAAGAAAUAAAUAAAUAAGCGAAAAUGUUGGAUAAUAAGGAGAGAUUAAGGAAAAGCCUAUUAAAUGCCAAAUUACGCUAUGAUUUUACAAUUUAAGCACCAAAACAUCAUGAUUUACAACAAGUUGACAGAAAAAGCAGUUCAAUACAAGGUAACACUAUGUAGUAAUUACUGUAUUUAUGAAUUUAGAACCAAAACAUUGCAAUGUAUUGAAAGCAUUGACUACAAAAACAGUGACUACUAAAAGGCAAACUGUGUUGGAUAAUACAGAAUGUUGGAUAAGUGAAGGUUGGAUAAGCGAGACUCUACUGUACAUAUAAUAUUGAUAAUAUUAUAAUGUAAUACAAUAUAAUAAUACACUAUUAUAAUUGUAUAUUCUCCUGCCAACCUAGCAGUUCGAAAACAUGCCAAUUUGAGUAGAUCAAUAGAUAAUAGCACUCCAUGUAGUCAUGCAGGCCACAUGACCUUGGAGGUGUCUACGGACAACACCGGCUCUUUGGCUUAGAAAUGGAAAUGAGCACCAACCCCCAGAGUCGGUCAUGACUGGACUUAAUAUCAGGGGAAAACCUUUUACCUUUAACCUUAUAAUUGUAUAUUAUAUAUUGCAUGUAAUAUUGCUAAUAAUAUUGCAAUAUAAUGGUAUAGUACAAUAUAGUAAUGGAUAGUGCUUAUAUUGUUCUAUACUAAUAAUAGGAUAUAUUGUAUGUACAUAUAACUUGUAAGCCACCCUGAGUCCCUUUCAGGGUGAGAAGGGCAGGAUAUAAAUGUCGCAAAUAAAUAAAUAGAAUUAUAGCAACAGCCAUAGUGUGGACUCCUAUAAUCAGGUUCAAAGCAGAUAGUCUAAAUUAUAUCACAGUGUAGAUCUGUGAAGCCUCACGCCCCUUCCACACAGCUGUUUAAAAUCCACCUUGAACUGGAUUAUGUGGUAGUGUGGACUUAUACUGGACACCGCCAAGUAUGGACACCCCCAAGAGAUGCAGGCCAAGGAUGUAGCUCUCACUUUUGUCCUUCCAAGGAAGGGAGCAGCCUGUGGCAAAGGGCCAGAAGAAACUAUGGGGAUAGGGAGGGGCCACAGUUGAGCCUUAUCUGGGCCCCUCCCUCCCUCCCAUCAUUUCCUGGCGUCUCCUGGCUCCAGUACCUCCUUGGACGCCUUUCCUCCUGGGCUGACUCCACCAUGGGCCACUUCCCUGGAUGGAUGACUCUGAUGCUGAUCCCAUGGCUGACCCUGUCUUGGGUGCGAGUAGCAGUCACUCAGGAGACGCUGACCCCCACAGAGGGGCAGCAAGGGCCCAGCGAAGGGAGAACCCUCUCUGGAGAACCUGACCUCAAGGUGGAGGAGGAGGAAGAGGUCUUGGUCCUCAACCAGCAGGGCUUUACACAGGCCUUGCAGGAGAACCGGCUGCUCCUGGUGCUUUUCCAUGCCCCCUGGAGCGACCUCUGCCAGGCACUGGCCCCCGAAUAUGCCAAGGCGGCCGCCUUGCUGAGAGAGGAGAGGUCCAGCAGCUCCCUGAGGCUGGCGUCGGUGGAUGGGACGCAGGAGCCAGAGCUGCGGCAGGAGUUUGGCGUUGCUGGGUUCCCUGCCUUCAAGCUCUUCCGGGAGGGAGACCGCAGCCACCCCAUAGACUACAAAGGGGAGAGGGAGGCCGAGGCGAUUGUGGCCUGGAUGAGGCGGAAGGCCAAACCCAGCGCCCCGCUGCUCACCGGGGAGGAGGAGGCCACAGCCUUCCUGGCCACCCAUCCGGUGGCUGCUGUUGGAUUCUUUCACGACCCAGAGGGCCAGGAAGCUCGCCUCUUCUGUAAGGUGGCCUGCGAUAUGGAUGACGACACUGUGACCGUGGCCCUCACUGACCGCCCGGCCCUCUUUGACAAGUACGGCGUCCUGGGGGAGACAGUAGCCCUCUUCCGGUGGACGGACACGGAGGGCAGCGAUGCCCCCAGAGUGGACUUCCUCAUUGAUGAGGAGCUGGGCUUGGAUGAGGCAGAGUUGGCCCACUUCCUUGCGGUGCAGAGCCUGGAGCCGGUGGUGGAGUUCACGAACCAGAACUCCUCCAGGAUAUUUGGGGCCAAAGUCCCAAACCACCUGGUACUCUUCCUCAACAAGACGGAGGGGCCCCAUUCGGCACUUCUGGAAGGCUUCCGGGGAGCGGCUCCCACCUUCCGGAACCAGGUGCUCUUUGUGUUGGCCAACGUUGGUGGGGACGGGGCCAGCCUGCUCCACUUCUUCGGCCUGAAGAGUCAUCAGGUCCCUGCCCUUCGGUUCAUUCACAUUGAGACCAACCAGAAGUAUCUCCUGGACAUGGAGCAAGGGCGGGACCUCUCCGCUAGUGACAUCAGCACCUUCUGCCAGGAUGUGCUAGAAGGCAGAGUCCAGCCCCACUUUAUGAGCGAGGAGCCCCCAAGCGACUGGGAUCAACGGCCAGUGAAGACCUUGGUGGGGCAGACCUUUGAGCAGGUGGCCCUGGACGAGAGCAAGGAUGUCUUCGUCAGGUUCUACGCCCCCUGGUGCCCCCACUCCAAGGCCAUGGCGCCUGCCUGGGAGCAGCUGGGCCAGAGGUUCGACGGUCGGCAGGACGUCCUCAUUGCGGAGAUGGACGCCACAGCCAACGAGGUGCCAGGGCUGCCCAUCCGCGCCUUCCCAACACUCUACUUCUUCCCUGCUGGAAAAGGAAAGGAGAUGACAGAAUACUGGGGUGACAGAGACCUGGACAGCCUCUUGAGGUUCCUGGAAAAUGGGGGAGAGACCCCUCCUGUAGAGAAGCCCCCAGAGACCCCCAAAGAGGAGCCGAAGGAGGAGGGCCAGGCGAAGUCUCUGGAGCCAAGAGAUGAGCUGUAAGGCCUGAGUAGAGCUAUAAAACCCAUCCCUCUGGCAAAA
Molecule: messenger RNA, 4633 nt
Organism: Anolis carolinensis (green anole)
Lineage: Eukaryota; Metazoa; Chordata; Lepidosauria; Squamata; Anolidae
Gene: pdia2
Product: protein disulfide isomerase family A member 2
Exons: 11
Coding region: 2936-4594 (552 amino acids)
Biological process (GO): protein folding; response to endoplasmic reticulum stress
Cellular component (GO): endoplasmic reticulum
Molecular function (GO): protein disulfide isomerase activity
Source: RefSeq, a predicted model, not a curated record